This is a messenger RNA of Equus quagga, 2427 nucleotides long. RefSeq names its product zinc finger protein 25 (gene ZNF25). Gene Ontology annotation, biological process: regulation of DNA-templated transcription. The transcript is spliced from 7 exons. The coding region runs from base 331 to 1686 and encodes 451 amino acids. Lineage: Eukaryota; Metazoa; Chordata; Mammalia; Perissodactyla; Equidae. The record is from RefSeq and is a predicted model, not a curated record.
CGGGCGCCAUUGUCUGUCUCGCCCCAGGGGGGAGAGAACUCUGGAGCCUCCAGGUCGGCGCGGGGUUGCAGAGGGCGGGGCCUGGAAUCUGCGCUGGCCGGGGCGGCGGCGGAGCCCCUGCAGUAAGCGGACACAUAAUUUUCAAAACAGCCAAUAGGAAGGAAAUGUUUAUAUUCACUCAAAAAUGUCCCAGGUUCAUCAAGAUUAUAUCCGAGUCACCAAUGGACAGGUGAUUCCUGAGCUGCAAGCUAAGUUCUCUUAGGCCUUCUGUCUUCCAUCUUUCCCUCUUCUGGCUUCAUAGUGUCUGUCAUUUUUCAAGAGCAGCAGAAAAUGAACAAAUUCCGGGGACCAGUAACAUUCAAGGAUGUUACUGUGGAAUUCACCAAGGAGGAGUGGCAAUUACUGGACGCUGCUCAGAGGACCCUGUACAGGGAAGUGAUGCAGGAGAACUAUGGUCACCUACUCUCAGUGGGUUACUGUGUGAAUAAGUCAAAAACAAUCUUCAAGUUGAAGCAAGGAAAAGAGCCAUGGAUAUUAGAAAUAGAAUUUCCACGUCGGAACUCCCCUGAAGACCUAUGGAAUACUCAGGACCUAGGAGCAAGACACCAGGAAAGUCAAGCUGUAAAUUCAAGGAAUGGAGAACUCACAGAACAUCAGAAAACUCCUAACAGAGAGAAAACCUACAAAUGUAAUGAAUGUGGAAAGUCCUUCUGCCAGGAGUCUGCCCUCAUGGUACAUCAGCAUACUCAUUCAAAGGAGAAACCCAGUGAAUGUGGGAAAUCCGUCUCUAGGAAUGGAGACCUCACAAAACAUCAGAAAACUCAUACCAGAGAGAAAGCCUACGAAUGUAAAGAAUGUAAGAAAACUUUCUACCACCUGUCAUCUCUUAGUAGACAUCUGAGAACUCAUGCAGGGGAGAAACCCUAUGAAUGUAAUCAGUGUGAGAAAUCCUUCUACCAGAAGCCACACCUCAUGGAACAUCAGAAAACACACACAGGAGAGAAACCCUACGAAUGUACUGAAUGUGGGAAGUUCUUCUAUGUUAAGGCAUACCUCAUGGUACAUCAGAAAACACACACAGGGGAGAAACCCUUUGAAUGUAAGGAAUGUGGGAAAUCCUUUUCCCAGAAAUCACACCUCACAGUACAUCAGAGAACACAUACAGGGGAGAAACCCUAUAAAUGUAAGGAAUGUGGGAAAUUCUUCUCUAGAAAUUCCCACCUCAAAACUCAUCAGAGAACUCACACAGGAGAGAAACCCUAUGAGUGUAAGGAAUGUGGGAAAUGCUUCUACCAGAAGUCAGCUCUCACAGUACAUCAGCGAACUCACACAGGGGAGAAACCCUUUGAAUGUAAGAAAUGUGGAAAAAACUUUUACUAUAAAUCAGACCUCACUAAACAUGAGAGAAAACACACAGGGGAGAAGCCCUAUGAAUGUAAUGAAUGUGGGAAAUCCUUCUCUGUGAAUUCAGUCCUCAGAUUACAUCAAAGGACUCAUACAGGAGAGAAACCCUAUGAAUGUAAGGAAUGUGGGAAAUCUUUCUCUCAGAAGUCACAUUUUAUCAUACAUCAGCGAAAACACACAGGGGAGAAACCCUAUGAAUGUCAGGAGUGUGGGGAAACUUUUAUCCAGAGAUCAAAGCUCACUGCACAUCAGAAGACACACACAAAGGGGAAAACCUUAUAAAUAGUGUGAAUUGGGAAAUUCUUCUCUCUGAAUUUAUCCUUCAGAAUAACCAGAUAAUUCACACAAGACAAAAACCUUAUGACUAUCAUCAAUAUGGGGAAAUUUUAGUUACAAUCUUUCUUCACAGAGAGGAAACAGAGAAAAAUUCUGUAAAUCUAUAAGGGAGAAAUUUUUACCAUAUGUCAGACUUUACUAAAUAUCAGACAACAGAGAUGGGAGAAACACCACAAAUUGUAAAACAUGAGGGAAACCUUUCAGAAGUCAUACUUUAUAAUAUAGAAAUCACAUAGGAGAGAAAUAAUCCUGUAAGUAAAAUGAAUGUCAGGAAGUUUUCUGUCAGGGCAGCCAUCACUAGACAUCCAAAAGCUCACACCAGUGAGAAACUCCUAUCAGUAUCCUGAGCAUUCAGUAAUCUUUCUACACCAGCUUGACUCAUAUUAGAAUGCUCAAAGGGGAUUAAUCAAAGAUUGCGACAGAUACAGAAGCCUUUAUCGUGGAGUGAUAUUUCAGUGAAUGCUGGAUCAUUGAUACUGGGAUAGAACCUUUAUAGAUAUUUUAAAUAUCUGAAAGUUUUUAAACAAAAAUUCAAAGAGAAUCUUGACUGAGGGAAAGUUAUACAGGCACACCUUGGAGAUAUUGUGGGUUUGGUUCCAGACCACCACAGUAAAGCAAAUAUCUCAAUAAAGUGAGUCACACAAAUUUUUUAGUUUCCAGUGCAUAUAAAAGUUAGUUUAUGGUGUA